AUGUCUGCAGCUACCAGUUCAGCGUCUACCACCCAUGAAUCCACUGGUUCACUCCAAGGCCCUACGAAGCCCGGUUCAUGGGUUACGGAGGCUCAGGAUGCAAAGAAGACCCCUUUGCUAUUCUCGUACAUCUACGGGAUCUAUCUUUUAGGCCAGAUUUUCGUCCUUUUCGUGGCCAAUACCCUCAAGAUGAGAAAGUUACAAGCAGAGAAGGAUGCCAAGUGCAGUGAAUGCCCCACUGCAAGAAGCCGAAUCCUGGAGCUUGAGCAACGGGUUAGGAUCGCAGAGCUCUCCGCCAGGGAUGCCAACUCUCCCGCUGAGAAAUUUGCAGGGCAAGUGAGACGGGCAAAUGAACUAGCGGAAGAGUUUCAGCGACGAGCUAUGGCGGCUGAGGAGCGGACUCCUAGUCGUCAUUCUCCUGCUUCUUCUGCUCAGUCCCAACCCGAUUCCCUGAAGACCCAAGUCAAGCAUUCCCGGUUGGCAAGCUGGGGACGCUUCUUCGGACGCUCCGUGCGCCGCCGUCACAAAAGCAGUGAGACUUUGCAGGCUGGUCAGCAAUUUUCCAAAGUUCGCAACCCUGGUUCUAAUUGA
Messenger RNA from Penicillium mononematosum, 591 nucleotides. RefSeq lists its product as uncharacterized. Lineage: Eukaryota; Fungi; Ascomycota; Eurotiomycetes; Eurotiales; Aspergillaceae. Bases 1 to 591 code for a protein of 196 amino acids. The record is from RefSeq and is a predicted model, not a curated record. The transcript is spliced from 3 exons.